AUUCAUCAUCAUCCUAAAAUUUAAAUUCCAUAACAUGGUAAUAAACUAGUGAAAAAUGUGGUAGUUAUAUUCAAUGAUCAAUACAGUUGGUCAAGCUUUAGUCCACGGGCGGCAGUCACAUCGCGUCCCAUCCCUUGUGGACAAUUUCCUCUUUUGAAAAUCCCAUCUGCUGUUGAAUAAUCAACGCGUUGAUUUACGCAAGAUUUUUGCCUGACGCUGGCCUCAAGUCCCCAGUCUCAACCAAGCUAGAGUAUUACUUCAAAACAUGGUUUGAAAUGAUAUACAUUUAAAGUCAUAAGUGAUAAAUGGAUUCCCCCAAAGAAGAGAAGUGAGAGAUGCCAGACCUUCACCGUCGGUCAAUGCUAGUGGGAAAAUGGCACGGUCUUUCCAAUCUGUGCACUCCACACAAAAAAUAUUAGACCAAUCAAGGUUUUGGAGUCAUCAAAAGUAAAAGACAAUUAUACUUUGACCGUGGAGGGGUACAUAGGCCGUGUGAAACUAGUAUCAUAGAUUCUGAGUGGGUUUUCUACGUUCGCGUUCCGUAUGCAGCGCCAAUUCGAGCCGGCCAUCACGCAUGCUGUCCAAUCAAUUAUGCCCACCGUUGUGUCAUCCAUGCACCAGCCACAGGCUAGUAGAUUCGUUUCUCUAGCUAGGUCCUAUGCAUGCUCUGUGCACUUUUCCCUCCCAUGCUCCUGUUUAGUGGCAGACCAACCUCAUAAUUAUAUCUGGCGUGGAUAAUUAACGUCGCUAGUUACUUUUUUCGCAGGAUAAUGUCACUUGUUACUGUGGGAUUAUUACAAGUUAACCCACAGCCUCAAUUAAAAAUCACGUGCGUGCAAUUUCUAUGAAGGCUUUGUCAGACUUUAUGAAGGAUGUGCCUGAACUUUGCCAUGAAAAGCAGAAGGACUUUUGAAAAACCAAUAAAAAUGAAAAGUGCUUUGAGUUUUGGCGACAAAGUUCCAAAAAUACGGUUAAAACGUUCUCUACCUAUUUUUCAAAAAUUGCAAGCUAUGCUAGAGUUUUCCAAAAGUUCUUCUAUUUGUCAUGGCAAAGUUCAGAUACCAGUUUAACAAAGUUUGGUUCUAUUUUUUUUGCGGGAUAAAGUUUGUUUCAACUUAAAACUAUUUAAAGAACAUUCUUUGAGAACAAUUUCAAUAACAGGAUAUUUUAAUUUUGUGAUGUUUAAACUAUUUCCAACAACAUAGGCUAGGGAGAUAAUCACAGAGAUUAAUUCCACAGCCGGAGGGGUAAAGCGAAUCUAGCAACAGCGUCACCUACUACUGGACAAGACUAGCCUGGGUCCUAGCGGGGCCCUUCUCAGCUUUCUCACCCGCAUCAUGGGUAGAUUUGGGUGGUGGAGAUACACGCUGUGAAACGGAACGCGAAUGUAAUGCCUUUUCCCCUCCUUGUCCGCACGCUUGUAAUACUCCGCUACUGGCACGUGCAAGAGCAAGACGAUGGAUCCGUUCCACGUCUCUGUAGCUGCCAUGUUCUGCAAAGCACACUCAGUCCUCCGGUCCAUCUUUAGUCCACAGUCAACGCAUCGCACCAUAUUGCUCAAGACUUGUCCCUUGGGUUCUGCUUAAGUAUUUAUUUUGUUUUGAAAAAAUCAUCAUCCACGCAAUUCUGACUCUAGCUGUCUUCCACCUCCAUUUAUUUGUCUUUUGAAAACCUAUCGCCCGCGCAAGUCGCAAAUUGAUGGCAGGUCUUUCUCGAACCGUUGCGAUGUCCACAACCAACUUGUGGUUGUUGCUCUUCCAAAUUUCUUGGCCCCAAAGUCACAUGUCUAUUGAACACACAGAAUUAGACAACAUGCUGCUAGUUGAAAACCUGAAGUGCAUCUACUAGACCCGACACGAGCAGUGGUGGCGCUACGAGUUAGAUGUCGUGAUGUCAAAACUAGAAAUUUAGCUUAUACGUGCACAAACUAUACCCAAAACUAUUGAAGCCGCCCGUGGACUCGAGCAGUGCUCCACUUGCUUACAAAAUGUGUAUUGGGACUACAAGAACAUAACUACACAUUCUAUGGUGGGAAUACGUUCGCGAUAAAACUGUGGAACACUGCACCAACUAAAUAUGGGUCAAGACAUGUGGAUGUUGACUCUCUCUAGUGGGUGUGGAAAAGUAAAUGCGUCCACAGAACCAGUCAAAGGAGUUGGCUAAUACGGCUUGUAUUACCUUCUCCCUCAUCUUUGUCCUUCCAUAUCAUCUGUCGAGUUUGCGCCAUCCUUCCCUGUUACCAAAUCAGGCUCCUCCAUUCAGACUGCUGCCAUGCAUCCAACCUCACUGCUCUUCACCUUGGCCUCACUGUUCCUCUUCCAUCAACGGGUACAUGCCGAGUGUGAGCCGAUGGCGUGCGGGAACUUCACCAUCAAGUACCCGUUCUGGCUCGGCGCGCCUAGCCGCCCCGCGCCGGAGCCCUCCUGCGGCCACCCAGCCUUCGAGCUCUGGUGCAGCGGCAGCAACACCUCCGCUUCCAUGCGUGGCUCCGCCAUCCAGGUCCUCAGCAUCGACUAUGGCGCCAGCUCCUUCGUCGCCUCCCAUAGCAGAUUCUCCGGGAGCGAGGACGGUGUGUGCCGCGCCGAUUUCAACAUGUCCUCCAGCCUAGCUCUUAGUUCGUUCAAGCUCAGCCCCAGCAAUAUGGCCCUGUGCCUCCUCUUCAAUUGCAACGGCACAGAGCCACGGGGACCCGCCUACGUGAACGCCACCCACGGGGACCCGCCUGCGUCGCUAGCGGCGGCGAGUGCCGGUACAGCAGCUCCACCGCAGAAUUCGCAUGCCUCUGCCGGUCUGCCCCGGCCGGUGGCAUGCUGCAUGGGCCAACAUGUGCCGGUGGCGAGAAGAGAGGGAAGAAGAUUAUGCUAAUAGCGUGCACAAGAGAACUCUAAACUACAGAUGGUCUGGAAAUAAUAAUGACGGUAUUACAACUUCUGCUUUACAAAAGGAAAUAACAUCUCCUUCCAUCUCAGGUAUGACAUCAGCAGCUGCAACCUUUCUCUUUGCAAGUCUUUAUGUGCUAAUAAUGCAUAGAAAGGGAAAGAGACUAUGGUUUCUCCUUUGCAAGAAGACUAGCAGCAACAUUGAAAAAAAUUACGAGGCCAUGAUAGUAUCAUAUGGAUCCCUAGCUCCAAAAAGAUUCAUGUAUUCAGAGGUAAUGAAGAUAACGUCUUCACGCAAUAAUCAGCUUGGAAAAGGUGGUUAUGGUGUGGUUUUCAAAGGAAGACUACACGAUGGUCGUCUGGUUGCUGUAAAAUUCUUGCAUGACUGCAAAGGAAAUGGGGACGAGUUUGUGAAUGAGGUUAUGAGUAUUGGCAGGACCUCUCAUGUUAACGUAGUUAGCUUAUUUGGGUUUUGUUUGGAGGGAUCAAAACGAGCUCUUAUAUAUGAGUACAUGCCCAACGGUUCCCUGGAUAAGUACAUUUACUCAGAGAACCCCAAAGAAAUUUUGGGAUGGGAGAGUCUCUAUGGAAUAGCAAUCGGGAUUGCUCGCGGCCUCGAAUACUUGCACCAUAGUUGUAAUACACGUAUCGUCCAUUUUGAUAUCAAGCCCCAAAAUAUCCUUCUAGACAAAGAUUUUAACCCAAAGAUUGCUGAUUUUGGUCUAGCUAAAUUGUGCCAUACAAAGGAGAGCAAUCUUUCAAUGACUGGAGCUAGAGGAACAAUUGGGUUCAUCGCUCCAGAAGUUCACUCUCGAACCUUCGGGGUGGUUUCAACAAAGUCAGAUGUUUAUAGUUAUGGAAUGAUGCUAUUGGAAAUGGUUGGAGGCAGGAGAAAUGUAAAAUCAAUUGUUGCAAAAUCCAGCGAAAAGUAUUUUCCAGACUGGAUUUAUGACCACUUUGCGCAAGAUGAUGGAUUACAAGCAUGUGAAGUCACAGGAGAAACUGAGGAAAUCGCAAGAAAGAUGACAUUAAUUGGCUUGUGGUGCGUACAUAUAUUGCCUGCAUAUCGCCCUACCAUAACCAAAGUCCUAGAAAUGUUCGAGAGAAGCUCAGAUGACAUGGACAUGCCACCGAAGCAAAACUUCUCUGGAUUGCUUGAAAGUUCAGCUCACAAUAUGGAUGUACAAAGUUCAAGUUUUACCAGAUCUGAGGAGAUCAGCCUUGUGAAUUCAAAAAUCCUACAAAAAUCGCCAACUCUUUGAGCAGAUAGCUAGGCCUUGUGAAUCAAGACUGUGAGAAGGUGGCCUGUACUAGAGUACAUUCAGAAAUUGAACAAGCGCAGCGAAAUUCAGCAUUGUAGUUGAACAUAUUCCAUGUAUGCAUGACCUAGAGUCAAGAGCAUCCACAGGCCAGCGUCCUAAGGUACCGACUACAGAAGGAAUAUACAAUUUAAUUUGAUGAGUUUUGUGCUCCAACUGCUAAAAGGCAUCGGAGGCAGACAACCACCAAGGCCUUCUUGGCUGUAACUACAGCCCCUCAAAUUUCAGAAUCCGGAGGCAUACAAUGUAUAUCCAUCUAAGCAUUGUAACAUUAUAUGCCAAUUCAUAGCAAACAGAUUAUAUAAUUGUAAAAGCGGAACGAUUAUACUUA
Triticum aestivum (bread wheat) is the source of this 4529-nucleotide messenger RNA. RefSeq names its product LEAF RUST 10 DISEASE-RESISTANCE proteinUS RECEPTOR-LIKE PROTEIN KINASE-like 2.4. Gene Ontology annotation, molecular function: ATP binding; protein kinase activity. NCBI's taxonomy places the organism in Eukaryota, Viridiplantae, Streptophyta, Magnoliopsida, Poales, Poaceae. Gene Ontology annotation, biological process: protein phosphorylation. The transcript is spliced from 4 exons. Bases 2777 to 4141 code for a protein of 454 amino acids. The record is from RefSeq and is a predicted model, not a curated record.